This is a messenger RNA of Pleuronectes platessa (European plaice), 8950 nucleotides long. Its product is annotated as ankyrin-3-like. Gene Ontology annotation, biological process: regulation of cardiac muscle contraction; protein localization to T-tubule; signal transduction. Gene Ontology annotation, cellular component: T-tubule. The record is from RefSeq and is a predicted model, not a curated record. NCBI's taxonomy places the organism in Eukaryota, Metazoa, Chordata, Actinopteri, Pleuronectiformes, Pleuronectidae. The transcript is spliced from 47 exons. Gene Ontology annotation, molecular function: protein binding.
AUGGCUCACGCGGCCUCCCAAUUGAAGAAGAAUCGGGGGGAAGUGGAUGUGAAUGCAUUAGAGGACGAGAAGGAGAAGCGGAGGAAGAGCAGGAGAGCAGCGUCCCGGGAACAAAAGAGGAAGUCUGACAGCAAUGCCAGUUACCUGCGAGCAGCCCGGGCUGGAAACCUUGAAAAGGUCCUUGACUACAUCAAGUCGGGGGUUGAAAUAAACAUUUGCAAUCAGAAUGGUCUGAACGCUCUUCAUCUGGCCGCCAAGGAGGGACAUGUGGAGGUUGUUGCUGAGCUGCUGAAGCUCGGAGCCGCGGUGGACGCAGCCACGAAGAAAGGAAACACUGCUCUGCACAUAGCGUCGCUGGCCGGACAAACGGAUGUCGUCAAAGAGCUGGUCACUAACGGAGCCAAUGUCAACUCGCAGUCUCAGAAUGGCUUCACUCCUCUGUACAUGGCCGCCCAGGAGAAUCACCUGGAGGUGGUUCGGUUCCUUCUGGAGCACAGCGCCAGCCAGAGUAUGGCCACUGAGGAUGGCUUCACCCCUCUGGCGGUGGCCCUACAGCAGGGCCAUGACCAGGUGGUCUCCCUGCUGCUGGAGAACGAUACAAAGGGCAAGGUGCGCCUGCCUGCCCUGCACAUCGCUGCCCGCAAGGAUGACACCAAGGCCGCGGCCCUGCUCCUGCAGAACGACCACAACGCGGACGUCGAGUCUAAGAUGAUGGUGAAUAGAACAACGGAGAGCGGUUUCACCCCCCUGCACAUCGCCGCUCACUAUGGCAACAUAAACGUGGCCACGCUCCUGCUGAACCGGGGAGCUGCUGUGGACUUCAUGGCUCGGAACGACAUCACACCACUUCACGUGGCAUCAAAAAGGGGAAACAGCAACAUGGUCAAGCUGCUGCUCGACAGGGGAUCCAAAAUUGAUGCAAAGACCAAGGACGGCCUGACACCUCUCCACUGUGGGGCGAGGAGCGGACACGAGCAGGUGGUAGAAAUUCUACUCGACCGAGGAGCACCUUUCCUCUCUAAGACCAAGAACGGUCUGUCACCGCUCCACAUGGCCACUCAGGGGGACCACCAGAGCUGUGUCCAGCUCCUGCUCCAGCACGACGUGCCGGUGGACGACGUCACCAACGACUACCUGACGGCGCUGCACGUCGCCGCCCACUGUGGUCACUACAAGGUGGCCAAGCUCAUCGUGGACAAGAAGGCCAACCCCAACGCCAAGGCACUGAACGGUUUCACUCCACUUCACAUCGCCUGCAAGAAGAACAGAGUGAAAGUGAUGGAGCUGUUACUUAAACACGGAGCGUCUAUCCAGGCCGUCACUGAGUCUGGCCUGACCCCCAUCCACGUGGCAGCCUUCAUGGGUCAUGAGAACAUCGUCCAUUCACUGACGCAUCACGGAGCCUCACCCAACACCACCAAUGUACGGGGGGAGACCGCUCUCCACAUGGCAGCCAGGGCGGGGCAGGCCGACGUCGUCCAGUACCUGCUCAAGAACGGCGCCAAGGUGGAGACCAAGUCCAAGGACGACCAGACAGCGUUGCACAUCUCCAGUCGACUGGGGAAAGUCGACAUCGUGCAACAGCUGCUGCAGUGCGGCGCCUCUGCCAACGCCGCCACCACCUCAGGCUACACCCCCCUUCACCUGGCCGCCCGUGAAGGACACCAAGACGUUGCUGCCAUGCUGCUGGAUAACGGAGCCUCGCUCUCCUCAGCCACUAAGAAAGGGUUCAGUCCACUGCACGUGGCAGCAAAGUACGGCAAGAUGGAGGUGGCCAGUCUCCUGCUGCAGAAGAGAGCUGCGCCUGAUGCUGCUGGAAAGAGUGGGCUAACUCCACUGCAUGUAGCUGCUCACUACGAUAAUCAGAGAGUGGCGCUGCUGCUGUUGGAUCAGGGAGCUUCCCCGCACGCUGCCGCCAAGAACGGCUACACUCCGCUGCACAUCGCUGCCAAGAAGAACCAAAUGGACAUCGGGACCACGCUGCUGGAGUACGGCGCAGACACCAACGCCAUGACGCGGCAAGGCAUCAGUCCCAUUCACCUGGCGGCGCAGGAGGGCAGCGUGGACCUGGUGUCCCUGCUGCUGACCAAGAACGCCAACGUCAACAUGUGCAAUAAGAGCGGACUCACACCACUUCAUUUAGCAGCUCAGGAGGACAAGGUCAAUGUUGCAGAAGUCCUUCUCAACCACGGUGCUGAUGUCAACCCACAUACAAAGAUGGGUUACACCCCCCUGCACGUGGCCUGUCACUAUGGCAACGCACAGAUGGCAAACUUCCUGCUGCAGAACGAAGCCAGAAUCAACGGCAAAACCAAGAACGGAUACUCUCCUCUACACCAGGCGGCUCAGCAGGGCCACACCCACAUCAUCAACCUGCUGCUUCAGCACGGGGCCUCGGCCAACGAGCUCACCGUGAAUGGGAACACUGCCCUCUCGGUCGCCCAUCGACUCGGGUACAUCUCUGUGGUGGACACUCUGAGGCCCAUGACGGACGAGAACCUAACCACCAUGAGUGCAUCAGAAAAACACAAGAUCAAUGUUCCAGAGACCAUGAACGAGUUCCUCGACAUGUCAGAUGAUGAAGGUGAGGAUGCGAUGACCGGGGACACGGACAAAUACCUGCGGCCUCAGGACCUCAAAGAGCUGGGGGACGACUCCCUGCCCCAGGAGGGGUACAUGGGGUUCAGCAUAGGAGCCCGCUCCGCCAGCCUCCGCUCCUUCAGUUCGGAUAGGUCCAACACACUCAACCGGAGCUCGUUCGCCCGAGACAGCAUGAUGAUCGAGGAGAUCCUGGCCCCCACCAAGGACACGGUAAGACCCAGUUCUUCAUCUUCUUCUUCUUCUUUUAAAAAAAGCUGGACUCCAGACACCGUGGACCACAGCCACAGCCACAACACCGUGUCCAGCCCCAUUCACUCCGGCCUCUCCUCCCCGCUCCCUCAGUAUGACUCCAGGUUCUUGGUCAGCUUCAUGGUGGACGCCCGCGGUGGCUCCAUGAGAGGCAGCCGCAGCAAUGGCAUGCGCAUCAUCAUCCCUCCCAGGAAGUGCACCGCGCCCACACGCAUCACAUGUCGCCUGGCCAAGAGGCACAAGCUGGCCUACCCCCCUCCCAUGGUGGAGGGAGAGGGGCUGGUCAGCCGGCUGGUGGAGGUUGGACCGGCCGGGGCUCAGUUCCUCGGGUACGAAGCGCAGGACUUGAUGAGUUGACGUUUUCCUGCCCCUGACAAAUAAUUUCCAAUAAUCCCUGUGAUUGUGGAGAUCCCUCACUUUGGUUCCAUGCGAGGGAAGGAGAGGGAGCUGAUUGUGUUGAGGAGCGACAAUGGUGACGCGUGGAAGGAGCACCAGUCUGACGCCAGAUCAGAAGACCUCUACGAGCUGCUCUCUGGGAUGGAUGAAGAGCUGGACAGCCCUAUUGAGCUGGAGAAGAAACGCAUCUGCCGCAUCGUCACCAGAGACUUCCCUCAGUAUUUCGCGGUGGUGUCGCGGAUAAAGCAGGAGUCGAACCACAUGGGUCCGGACGGAGGCAUGCUGACCAGCAGCACCGUGCCCAUGGUGCAGGCCUCCUUCCCACAGGGGGCGCUCACCAAGAAGAUCCGUGUCGGCCUGCAGGCCCAGCCUGUACCCGACGACAUGGUGAGGGCAGUCCUCGGCAACAGAGCCACCUUCAGCCCCAUCGUCACCGUGGAGCCCAGGAGGAGGAAGUUCCACAAGCCCAUCACCAUGACGAUCCCUGUCCCACCUCGGUCGGCGGAGGGACAUCCCAGCGGACACAGGGGGGACGCUGCCCCGUGCCUACGUCUGCUUUGCAGCAUCACAGGAGGGACGUCCCCUGCCCAGUGGGAGGACAUCACAGGGACCACACCGCUGUCCUUUGUAACUGACUGUGUCUCCUUCACCACAAAUGUGUCGGCCAGGUUCUGGCUCGCAGACUGUCACCAGAUUCCUGAGACGGUGAGUCUAGCGUCUCAGUUAUACCGGGAGCUGAUCUGCGUGCCGUACCUGGCCAAGUUUGUGGUGUUCGCCAAGAUGAACGACAUAGUGGAGGCUCGGCUGCGCUGCUUCUGCAUGACGGACGAUAAGGUGGACAAGACGCUGGAGCAGCAGGAGAACUUUGAGGAGGUGGCCCGGAGCAAGGACAUCGAGGUUCUCGAGGGCAAGCCGAUCCAUGUGGACUGCUAUGGCAACCUGUCACCUCUCACUAAAAGUGGCCAGCAGUUGGUUUUUAACUUCUUCUCCUUCAAGGAAAACCGGCUUCCUUUCAAUGUGAAGAUCAGAGAUAUGGGCCAGGAGCCAUGUGGCCGCCUCUCCUUCCUGAGAGAGCCCAAGAACACCAAGGGCCUUCCACAGACGGCCAUCUGCAAUUUGAAUAUCACACUGCCAACCCACAAGAAGGAUAUGGAGUCUGAUCCUGAUGAUGAGACUGAAAAGCCCGAACGACGUCAUACCUUUGCCUCCUUAGCUUUGCGUAAGCGCUACAGCUAUUUGACCGACCCAGCAGCGAGUCCCCAAAGUCCCUGUGAGCGGACGGACCUGCGCAUGGCUAUCGUUGCAGAUCACCUGGGACUCAGCUGGACAGAGUUGGCCCGGGAGAUGAACUUCACAGUGGAUGAGAUCAACCACAUCAGACUAGAGAACCCCAACUCUCUGACAGCACAGAGCUUCAUGCUGCUCAAGAAAUGGGUCAGUCGGGAAGGGAAAAACUCCACAACGGAUGCCUUAACUACAGUGCUGACCAAAGUCAAUCGGAUGGAUAUUGUGACUUUACUGGAGGGCCCAAUAUUCGACUAUGGUAACAUUUCAGGCACGAGAUGUUUUGCCGAUGAUAACGCUGUUUUCCGGGAUCAGGCUGAUGAUUAUCAGAGCAUUCUAGCGGAGCUGCAGUCUCCCGCCACACUGCACUCUGAUCCCCACUUCCUGGAUCCCGAACUCCCUGUCACCCCUAACCCUUCCCUUGCUCAUCACCAGCCAGAACCACACACCCCUUUGCUGGCCCACUCCCAUCGUCAGCCCUUGCCCUGGAGCCCCGAGAUAGAGCCCGGUAGCAGAGAGCCAGGCAGCCCUCCCAGGAGCCCCCCCAGGCCUUGUGAGCUCACCCUUUCCUUCCCAGUCUUUGAACUCCCUGAUCCUGUCCCUUCCAAGGUCAGAAAGCCCUACAUCGCGCUGAACGACCAGCUGCUUUUGAGCGAGGAGGAAGACAGGCCUUGUCAUGAAAUGGAGCUGAGCCACAGGCCCAAGUCACCCUCCUUCCCCGCGAUGUGCGAGUUAGACACGUUUUACUUCACGUCAUCCCCUUCGCUAUCAUCGAUAUCAUCAAUUACCCCUUCAACGCCUGACAGAGCACACAUAGGAGACACAGGACUGCAGAUGGGUUCCCCCAAUGGGGUACAGUGGGAUGUAGGUUUGAAAGGAAGUGACAAGAAAGUGACAGAAGAGAUAAAGAACGUUGGGGAGAUGGUCGCAGCAGAGGUAGCAGAGGGAAAUGGAUUAGAGUGGGUAGAGAAGGACUUGAUCCAAAAUGUCGAAAGAAAGUGUGAGAUGAUAACAAAAGACAGGUCUAAGUUAGCGGAGGAAAGUAAAGGUUUGGUUGAACAGAGGGAGGAGUCUGCACUGGAAGAGCAGCACGUCCUUGUAGCAGAUGAGAGUAAGGAGACAGCCUGUGGGAUGGAAGAGGUGAUAGAUGUGCAGAGUCUGUCAGAAGAACCGAAUCAUGUGAUAGAAAGUGAGCAAGGAUUUGAAAAGGUUUGUACCACAAUAAAAACAAUGACUGUGAAUGAGGAUAUCGAUGAAAAGUCAGAGGUACAGGAGGGGGACGGGGGCGGAGAUGAUUUGGUCUAUGAGAGUAACAGAGUGGAUAACACAGAUGGACAAGUCCAGUUUAAAGACGAAGGAUCUCGUGACUGUGAUAAAGAAGUUAGCGGGACAGCCGAAGGGGACAAGGCAGCCGAGGACCAGGCUGUGGCUCGCCUCUCCCCUCAGGCCUGGGUUGAGGCACUUGGAGAACUUCAGUCGAGUGAGUCCAAUGAGGAAGAGGAGGAGGGACACAGAGACAAACAAACCACAGAAGAGACAUUGGGAACUCUGAUGGAGGAGGUGAAGAAUGAAGAGGUCUCAGAGGAAAAGGAGGAGGACACAGAGAUGAUGCAGGACAGGGUUCAGGCGAUCGCUGGUCCAGUUGAACAGGCAGAAAAAGACUUGUGUUCACUUUCAGGUUGGCACAGUGACUCCUCCAGCGUCAACGUGGAACCACCGACACCAGGCCGCAGUGUCAGCUCAGACCUGCUCGACAGACGGGAAAGCCAAGAAAUCUCCAGUGAGUCCAUCACUUCCUCGUCAAGGGCAGAAUCGGGGAGAUCCCGGCACAACGGCAGCAGCUCAAAGCACUCACCUCAGGGCGGCUCCUCUGAGUCAUCGAAUGGCAAAAAGGAAGAGGGGGCGCUGGUUUCAGAGAAAAAAGUCAAGCAGAAGGUUAGCGUAGAUUCCGGUUCAGACGAAGAACAGACUGUAACCACCAGAAUCUUCAGACGCCGUAUCAUUUUAAAGGGAGAAGAAGCAAAGAAUAUGCCAGGAGAGUCUACGACCGAGGAACACUAUAUGGACCGAGAUGGUAACCUCAUCAGUAGAAAAGUAAUCAGGAAGGUUAUUCGGAGGGUUUCUACUCCCACACCAGAAGGAGGUGACAAGCGGCUCCGGGACCUUCUGCACAGUCCCACUCUGCAGGAAGACGGGUCUGAGCAGGGAGACGUGUCGAGAAAUAGCCGGCGGAAGGAUGAGAGAAGGUCGGGGGAUAAGAAGCUCCACUCAUAGGGAUGGUUGUGAUCUACCAGGUGUACAGGAACUGGGUUAGAUGUUUCCUGGGAAUAUGUGUUCAGAGGGAAGAGUUGCGUCGUGAGGACUGCAGGCGCGGCUCCAGUCUGCAGCUGUCUUCUUCAAACAAGCGGUCUUCACGUGAGAGGAGGCGACCCCUCUGACUUACGCAUGAGCAUGAAAAACUCACUCCCUGUCAAUCAGAAAGACCCAGGAGGUUCUCUCGCUCCGACUGCGGUGGACCUGUGGACAACGAUUCUGCUUCCCGUUUUGUGUGAGACAAUAAUAAAUGCCAUCGGUCCACUGGUGACGUGAGAGCCCUGUGAGGAGGAGCAUCGUUUUCCUCGUGAAAAAACGAAAGACUCCGGUACCGACAACCACAGACGCAACUGUGACCAAAGAUGGCACAAAGAGCUCAAUCCACUCGGUGGGCAGAAAGAACGAAGCAGACACAAUAACACAAGAAAUAUUCAAUUGAACACUUCUGAUUCAAACUUCAACACUCGCCUUAUAGUUUCUUCUUGAACCCAUUGUUGUCAGGAUGUAAAUUGUCUUGGGAUUUUUUUUUUCUUCCUUUUUUAAAACUUAAACAACACAAAAGCUUUUUUCUGUAUAUACAAAUUGCGAUGUGUAAAAUUCUUUAAAGAUAAAAAAAAGGGCAUGUUUCUGGUUGAGAACGCACUGAGGAGAGCAACCUUUUCAAGUGCUUUCAAAAUUGAUGGAAACAGUUCCUCUUUUAAAGAUUUGAGUGUAACUUCACAGGAUCUUGUAUAAUUAAUUAUUAGAGCAGGUAUAAUGUUUGUACAUGAAAAAAAGAAGAGCUGGUUUGAUUUUAACAGAGGACAUUUCCAGAAAAUCAAUUUCAGUAAUUCCCAAAGUGGGAGUGGAUCUAAUCCUGCAAAAAAGCAGCCUUUCAGAGUACUCCUAUUUUCAUGCAUGCUGUUCACAUUAUUUUAAGUACGAUUUUUACAAGUUUGCAAACACUGUAUUCAAAUAACAAAUAAAACCCUUUAUCUGUGUACACAUAUAGUCCAAACAUUUGUCACCGAUUUUAUAUUUUGAAUUGAAAAAGGAAACCAUUAAAAGCAUUUAUCAUGUCGGGGGUGAGGAUGAGAGAGAAAAAAAGGAUCUAUGGCUUCUCGAGGGUGUGAUGUCUUGUCUAUGUAAAGCCGGAGGAGGGCAGCUUCUGCUACAAGAACGAUAUAAUCUGAAUGUAAAUGCUAGAAGGCUGGCUCGCUGUAAAAUUAUAACUGUUAUUGUGCGUGUUGGCUAUAAGGUGUAGGAGUCUCUGUACACUGUUAGACUGUUUGUAAUCAUUUUUUAGCAGUGUGUCAAUUUGGUUUCCUAACGGCUGCUGUGGUAUUAAAGGAAAACUGGGGGCAUUUUAUUUAGGAUUUUUUUAUUUAAAUUUUUUUUGGGGGUGAAAUAUUUCCUUAAUUUAAAACUACUCACAUUAAGGACACAUAAAGACAUUAUUUGAUUGUAGCUCUAAAUAGCAUAUUGUAUUACAAAUACACUGGAUGGUCAACAAGCAAUUAUUUAAGCAUUAAAUGAAUUGUGUUAAACUCUGAAACUGUGUGAUCUUUUUAGGCUUGAGAGUCUGUAUAUGCAGUGUCGAAUAGAGUCGUUUUCACUAGCUCAUUGGCAAAACUUUUACUUCACAUUACAAUAGGACUUCUCUUUUGUAUUGGUUUUCAUUAGAUGACCCAUGUAGUUAAAGUGUGGUGUUCUACUGGAGCGAUGGCUCAGUAUGCUGAUGUCUAAUGCUGUGGACAUGAAGACUAUGUGACUUUCCUUUUUUUGGUGGGGGGGGGGGGGGUUAAAGGAAAUCAGGACGAGUGCUGUACCACAUCCCCGUAAACUGUCAAUCAAGGGGUAUAUGGACCCUUUGAUGUGGUCUAACUAUCAAUUUUUGUCAAUUUUGUUGGAUAUGUGUUUUCACAUGAGCAGAUUUUUUGAUGUACAAUUCUUACUAACAGCGUGAAGCCAUUGAAAUGUAACUAUUCUAGCACUUUGGUUAUUCAAGGUCUUUUAGAGGCUAUAGCAGCAAUGAUGCCAUCACAAAUGUUUCAGACGUCUUUAAAAAAAAUCAAACUAAAAAUGACAAAAAAAAAUAAAAUAAAAAUGCAUUGAUUUCGCAGUACAA